GUUUUAUAUAUACGUCUGACAAUAAAAAAGUUAGAAGUAUUAGUAAAAAUGUUUGAUUAAAUAUUACUUUAUUUAUGUAUAGAAUUGCUUUAAUAUUAAAGUGUUUCCUUUGGUUUCUAGGAAAAUGGGAUGUAGAUUUAAGUUGGUUACCUUACUUCUCUAAUCCAUAUACAUAAUAUAUUAAUAUUAGAGAAGCAAAAUAUCUGAUUGAUAAUAACUACAAUCCAUAUAGUACGGAUGGAAUAUUUUAAAAACCUUUAAUUGUUUAUGGAUUAAUUAUUAUUGAUAGUGACUUAGUAUUUCUGAUAACUGAUAUUUUAUUAAGCUUUUUAGUAGUAUAUUUAUUUGGGGCAAAAUAAGGAUAUAGAAAGUCUAUUUUGCUAUUUUAUCAUUUAAAUCCAAUUACUGUAAAUAUGAUUGAUAUUGUAGUUUGCAAACAUUAUCCUAAAGAAUACAAAUGUAUUUGAUCACCUAUUUAUGUUAUUGACCAUAUUUUCUGCACUUAAAAUUAAAUUUUUAUCACCAAUAUUAUUUGGAUUUUUACUAUAUUUAAAUCCAUAAUAUUUUAUAAUAUUUGCUGCAAUUAGUGUAAUCUUUAGAAGAGAAAGUCAAACAACCUAAAAGUUUGCUCUUAAAUUGAUAGCAUUUUUAUUAAUAAGUGCUUUAACAAUUUGGUGUUUAUUGCAUUUAUCUUAUUUAAUAACUGGAGAUUGGUAAUUUAUUGAAAAAACUUAUAUUGAUUUUUAUUUUCCAAAAGAUCACAAACCAACAAUUGGAUUUUUAUGGGCAUUAUUUUCAGGGGUAAAUUUGAUAAUAAUAAUGUAGUUAUUUUCAAAAUAUAAAUAAUUAUAUCAUGCUUUUUUUAUUUUGUUACCUGUUUGUUAUAUUCUACCAUUAUAUAAUUUAUUUGUGAAAUAUGCAAAAAGAGAGAAGGAUUAUCUUGGAUUUAUGAUAGGAGUAUCUUUAUUUGUAAUAAUGAAUAAUAAAUAUUUUAGUGUAGUUUUUUGUACUUCUAAUAUAUUGCAAUAUCAGAUUUAGUAAUAAUUUUUAUACUAUUAUUUUAACGAUAUGAUUGGUUAUUUAAUUCAUUGCCAACAAUAGUAAUUAUUCAUGCUGGAUGCUUAAUAUUAUUUUUAGGAGGUGGAUUACAAUUUAUAUGGACUCAUUCUUUUACAGGAAAUCCAAAUUUUACAUUCUUUUAAGUUUUUGUAUCAUAUGUAUUUUAUGUGAUUUUGGUUUCUGAAGGAAUAAGAGAAAUGCUAAAAUUCAGAACAAUAUAAAAAAAAGAAGAGAAAGAAAAAAUUAAAGAAGCAGUAGAAGAAGAAGAAUAAUAAUUAAAAGAUGAAAAAAAAGAAAGUAAAUAAAGUGACAAAAAAUUAAAAGGAGAUUGAAAAAAAUAAGUUU
Molecule: messenger RNA, 1404 nt
Organism: Paramecium sonneborni
Lineage: Eukaryota; Ciliophora; Oligohymenophorea; Peniculida; Parameciidae
Source: the annotation of a GenBank genome assembly